Messenger RNA from Bathycoccus prasinos, 3894 nucleotides. RefSeq lists its product with no specific name. Gene Ontology annotation, biological process: iron-sulfur cluster assembly. NCBI's taxonomy places the organism in Eukaryota, Viridiplantae, Chlorophyta, Mamiellophyceae, Mamiellales, Bathycoccaceae. The transcript has a single exon. Gene Ontology annotation, cellular component: cytosolic [4Fe-4S] assembly targeting complex. The coding region runs from base 1 to 3894 and encodes 1297 amino acids. The record is from RefSeq and is a predicted model, not a curated record.
AUGAGCGGAAUACACGUGGAGAACGAAGAUCUGCGCGCGUUGGUCCUCCUCGCGUCUUCCUCGGAUUCGUUUGGAAAUCUUCGAGAGGAAAUCGAACAAGAAACAAGAGACGACGCGACGACGGAAAUCCUCCAUCGAAUCCAAUCGAACGCCGUCUGCGUCGUGGAGUUGUUACAAAAGAUGGACGCGAUAUUAACGAGCGAAAACACCACGGUGAGAGCGAGAGCGACGGAAGUUCUGGCGAAAUGCGUUCGGUCUGUGAGCGUUAAAACCACGGAGCAGCAGAAAGAAGAAGAACAACAACAACGCGUGAGAGAGAGUUUACUGUUGACGCAGUUUUUCGCGAGCAAGUUGAGAGAGUUGUGCACGUUAACGCACGGGUUGGACGGGAUGUCGCACAGUUUGAGAUGUUUGAAACGGGCGAUGACGUUUGAUGACGAGGAGGAGGAGAGAGUCGUGAACAGUCGCGUGAACGACGAGGGCGGCAGUAGUAGAAGAAGAAGGAGAUAUAAAGAUGCGGCGAUGAUUAACCAAUGCAUCGAUGGCUCGAUAAAAGAGCUUUUCGAGCACGUGCACGCGCCGAGUUUAGCGCACAGAGAUCGACAGAAAGUAUACGCGGUUUUAGAGGAGUUGUUGAGGGAGUUUCCGCGAGCGACCGUGCUUGGCGGCGACUUCGACGACGACGACGACGGAGGGUCGAAAAAUAAGAAUAACAUUAGCGCGAACGAAAGAGACGAAAAGAAGAAGAAGGCCGUCCGGAGAUUGGAGAGCAUCGUGGCGAAUUGCGACGGGGAGAGAGAUCCGAGGAACGUGUUAGCUUUGUGUAGAUUGUGGCGAGAGCUGCCGAAAGCGUUCAACGAAGCUGAAGAAGAUGUCGUAGACGCCGCGGAUAGUACGACCACGACAACGAGCGCGCAAGCGUUCGUGGCCAACUGCGAGGAAGUCUACGAUGUUGUCGCGGCGUAUUUUCCUAUUUCUUUCAAACCGCCGCAAAACGAUAGCGUGAAAAUAACGAGGGAAGAGUUAGCGAGUGGUUUAAGAAUUGCGAUGACCGCGACGAACUGUUACGCGCCUUUUGCGAUACCGCACGUGUUGGAAAGCGUUGUGAGCGGCGGCGAAAAUGAAGGCGCUGCUACUGCAGUCUCGGGCGAAGCUUGCGCAGAUGCCAUCGAUUGUCUCGAAACUAUGGGUUCGAGUUGGCCAGACGAGGACAUCGCGACGGAUGAAAUCUGUAAAAAUGUUUGGUCCCGGUUGCGUCUGUGCGUCAUUUCUCCGAGAGAUUUGGAGUGGUCGAAACCGGUGCGAAGAGCGACGGCGAGGUUGUUUGCGAACGAAAAUUCGACGUUUUCCAGGAAGAUUUUGAAAUUAGCGUUAGACGAUCAAAGUAUAAACGCAUGCGAGCAAGCGUUCAAAGCGUAUAAAGCGCACAAGAAGGAACGAAGCAAAGAUGCGCCGACGGCGAUGGAGUGCGGUGGUGACAGUGACACAGAACAAAACGCGAUGGAGGUGGACGGAGAAAAAGAGAACGAAGGCAACGGGUGUUGUGGGGGAGGGUGCAACAAAACGCAACACCAAGAACAUUCAAGAAGCGACGAGAUUGAAACAACCGCGAGAGUUGCAGCGGCUGUCGCGGGACGGUGUCUCGGUGCCGCCGCCGCGGCGAACGUCGCCGCGGCGAAGGUUGCCGCGAGCGAAAAACUGAAAAAGUUAUUAGGCGCCAUUCGAGACGAUGAAGAGGAUGCGAAAAAUAAUUCCAUGCCGCAUUGGCGUUCGAUUGCAAUGGUUCUAAUCACGCCAACGAUUGGUGGUGCGCUCGACGCCGCGCUCCUGUCCUCCUCCUCAUCAUCAUCAUCAAAGAGUUCCGUAGAAGAAAUAUUAGGAAGCGAAUUGCGCGAUAUUCUUCGCGAUACGCUCGUUUCUGGACUCCGCUCGUUUACGUGUAAAACGAAAGACCACGACGGCGUCGUGUUAUCCAUCGCGUGCGCUUCAGCGUUCCUCCAGUUCCCAGAGUUUUCGAAAGUUGAGGAUGCGAACGCGAAGAAAGCAUAUGCGGAUGUCUUGGAAGCUUUGUUUUGGGUUGCCACGACGGCAUCGAAUGAAGAAAUUGUGUUUAGUAAUAAGGAGGAGAAGAACAAAGAUGACAGCUCGUCGCCAACGCUCGCCGACGAAGCCGACGACCGAAGAUUACGCGUCAACGACGCUCUCGUCGUCGCCAUAAACUCCGAGGAAUCGAACGGAAUACUCGCUGGCCAAACGAUAUCGAAUUUAAUCGAGAAAGCGCUUUUCGAUGAAUCCAAUGGACACGCCGAUCGCCGCCGCCGCGCUUUGGAACUUUGUCUCGCGAUCGUGACCACAAACAAGAAAGACACGAACAUCAACGGACGACGAUCGUUUCGUGAGAAUAUUGUCGGUGGGCUUGCAAAAUUAAUCGCGGAAAACCCCGCGUUGCGUUUACGCACGACCACCGCUUCGGACUGUUUACUCGCCUGUUUGCGCGGACGAGCGUUGGAGAAGGAAAUCAUCCUCGCGCCGGGCGAACCCCCCCAAGACGUGAAGAUGAGCGAAGACGCGCUUUCGGCGGAGCUGUGCGCUAGACUCGUGCUCGGUGGGCUUGGUUUCGGUAUACCCGAAAUGAACUCCAACUUCGCGUGCGCUACGAUGGCGUGUUCCUCCUCCGAAGCGCAAAUCGCGUUGGUUGGUUUGUGCGCGUCCAUCGUACUCGGCCAAGCGAAAGGGAACUUCGAAAACGCGUGCGCAAGUCUGUGCGGCGCGCGUGCGGUCAUUUUAUCGGACGAGAAUAACGAGCUGUUGAAAUUGACCGCGCAAAGAUUAGUCGAUGUCGCGUGCGCGACGAAGCCGUACGAUACGUAUUCGAGUCUGAAGAGACGAGCGGCUUUGCACUCGCUCGCGUCCAUGGUGCACAAAAGAGGCCUCGAUCGAUUCUUCCCGAAUGAAGAGAAGACAAUGUUUUCUAAACAUAACGUUCAAAAGAUGGUUUUUGAGAACGAAGAAACGAGCGGGGUAUUGCUCAGAGCGCUUCUAUUUUCACCGAGCGCGAAAACGGCUUUGAAUACGGCUAAACUUGAACUCGUCUCGGCAUCGUUUCUUGAGUUGUUACUCAAAGGCGACGAGGACGCGAGAGCGAAACACGUCGCCGGAGCCUUUUAUCGAGCCAUCGAAGAGGAAGAGAUGAAAAAUCGCGGAGAUGCGUUCGAAGAGGAAGAUGAGAUAGGGCACUUCGCGCAUUUGCUCUGCAGUUCUUCUUCUUCACCACUCGUUUCACUUUCAACAUCUCUUCUUGGAUUCCGAUCGUUCGACCACGGCUUUCGCAAACCGGUGCGGGCGCAACGGUACGUCAUGGAAACGACGAAAGGAAUUCGCGAACUCGCUCAGAACAAGAUGUCUCUUCACAUCGCUUCCGCCAUAGUUGCUCUCGCUUCCAGCUCAUCCGCCCUCGUCGCUUCCUCUUUAGAGAGCGGCGAGAACUGCGACGUCCUCCUCUCCUGCGCGGCGACGGUGUUAACGAGGACGACUUCUACGAAAGAGACAACAUCCGACACGAUCCCGACCGGAGCCUCGGUCAUCGCCUCCGCCUUCUUCAACGCUCCGUCCACCUACGACAGAGACACGCAUCUCACGGAAAAGCACGCGAGCAAACUCCUCCUCGCCUUAUGCACCGCGUGCAAAUCCCCGUCCGCCUCGGUCGAUUUCAAAGUUCGCGCGUUGCGCACGCUCGCCAAGUGCGGUACAACCUUACCGUUCAACGCCAUCUACCCGUGUCGGUUUGAAGUCCUCGAGAACUGUCGCGCGUUUUUAGACGAUCCCAGAAGGAGAGUCCGACGGAGCGCGGCGAAAAGCUGCGCCAGUUGGGCGCCGUUGUGUACUAAAAUCUAG